AUGUCUCCUCAAAUCGUCCUCAUCCGGCACGCCGAAGCCCUCCACAACAACUACUCCAUCCCCGACCCUCCUCUUACCGACCUCGGCAUCGAGCAGUGCGCCGCCCUGCGCGCCAACCUCAAGGAGCGCUUCGAAUCCGCCCCCGGCUCCGUCGCCGUCAUCGUCAGCCCUAUGCUGCGCACCUUGCAGACAGCCACUCUCGCCCUCGACUGGCUUAUCCGGCGGGGCGUCGUCUUUGAGGCCAGUGCCGAUUGGCAAGAAAACUCAACAAAGCCGUGCGACACAGGCUCCCCCGCCGCCUCCGUCUCGCCCUCCUUCCCCCACGUCGACUUCAGCCGCCUCGACCCCGUCUGGCCCGACAAGACGUCCCCUGACUCCCGCCGCUACGCCCACUCGCGCGCCGCCAUCCUCGCCCGCGGCGCCGACGCCCUCGACGCUCUCCACCACCGGCCCGAGGACCUCAUCUUCGUCGUCUCCCACUCAGGCUUUCUACGCUCCGGCGUCGUGGGCUGGUGGUUCUUCAACGCCGACUAUCGCAUCUUUCGCUUCGGCGAGGCGACGUCGGCCGCCGACGAGGCCAGCAAGGGCGCCGGCGAUCCUCAGCAGGCGAUGACGACGAGACAGGUGUUGUGUCAGGAUGAGACUACGCUCGCAGGCGGCCUAGGCUUGUCGCACGCGUUUCCGGUCGAGCUAGGUUCCGAGCUGCCGGGGGAGGACGAGGUUCCUGAGGAGGACUUGGUCAUCUAG
Molecule: messenger RNA, 747 nt
Organism: Hirsutella rhossiliensis
Lineage: Eukaryota; Fungi; Ascomycota; Sordariomycetes; Hypocreales; Ophiocordycipitaceae
Product: histidine phosphatase superfamily (branch 1) domain-containing protein
Exons: 3
Coding region: 1-747 (248 amino acids)
Cellular component (GO): cytoplasm
Molecular function (GO): phosphatase activity
Source: RefSeq, a predicted model, not a curated record